Molecule: messenger RNA, 531 nt
Organism: Cynara cardunculus var. scolymus (artichoke)
Lineage: Eukaryota; Viridiplantae; Streptophyta; Magnoliopsida; Asterales; Asteraceae
Exons: 4
Coding region: 37-531 (164 amino acids)
Biological process (GO): proteolysis
Molecular function (GO): cysteine-type peptidase activity
Source: RefSeq, a predicted model, not a curated record
AGAUCAUCAUCCCGAAUAUUCUUGGAUGUUAGUGUUAUGUCUCCUGCAAUGGAAGACACUAAAGUUUCAAUUCGCGAAAGACAAGAAGAAUUUCAUGCCAAUAUUCUGGCUGCGUGCCGACGAAAUGAAACCAUAGCAUCCUUGAAAGUUGAUUUGGUGUUUUUUAUAAUGUUGAGAGGGCGACAUUUCUACUUGGUGGUGUUCAAUCUUAAGAAGCCAUCAUUUCUCAUUAUAGACAAUAUCAAUCAUACGCAAAGUAUUGAAGAAGUUUAUGGUAUUGUUCCUGAAACAUUGCAUUCAUUAUUUUGCAACUACUUAAGAGAAGUUCAUCAUCCAAAAGCCUAUGAGAUGUUACAGCUUCAGCCAGAAAUAGUUGAUAUGGAUUGGAGAACAAAGAAAAAUUUUGUUGAUUGUGGGGUCUUUGCUAUGCGUCAUAUGGAGACUUUUUUUGGGUCAAAGUCAAAAGAUUGGAAAUGCGGUCUUGUAAAAGAGGGUACCAAGAACAAAGCCCAAUUCAACUUCAUAAGGUAA